AUGGCUAGCUUGUCAAACGACGUUGUGAUUAUCGGUGCAGGUCUGGGUGGGGCUGCCUUGGCUCUUGCUCUUCAUCAGAAAUCUAUCCCCUGUCGAAUCUAUGAAAGCAGAACAGAAGAUGCUAAGGGGCUCGGCAGCGGGGUUACCUUAACCCCUAACGGCUUGAGGGUGCUCGACCGUCUGGGAGUCUAUGAGCGUAUUGCACCUCUGGGUUACCAGAGUGAAUCAUUUACGCUCAGAAAUGCUGAGGGUCACACGAUUCGCAAUGUGCACCUCGCUGCCGAGCAGCUCUACGGGUACAAGACCUGUCGCGUAUAUCGCCAAUUGCUGCUCGAUGAGCUGAGAGCUUUGUUAAAGGAACGGAAUAUUCCUGUCGAGUACGGUGCGAAGUUCGAAGAGGUUCAGGAAGAGACGACAGACAGCGUGACAUUUCGGAUCAAUGGCAGAACUGAACGGGCUUCGUUAUUGAUAGGAGUUGACGGAAUCCACUCUGCUGUUAGGAAAUACCUGACUCUAGACCUGCCAGCAUACACAGGCAUAGCUUGCGUUUACGGGCAUGUUCCGACAGACAGUAUCUCGUGGCUGAAGGAAGAGCCCGACAAAGGCUGCACCAUUCAAGAUGAACCUGGAGCUUUGUUCAUGAUUCCCGAGGACACUGCUGGCUCCGACCUGAUGGUGGGUAGACAAUUCUCCUAUCCAUCACUUGAUCGUGCUGGUUGGGAAGCCUUGGGAGCAGAUAAGGACGCGCUUUGCGGCUUACUUUGUAAGGGUUAUAACAAAUGGCACGACCCAGCAAAGGAGUUGCUGGAUCAGUUAUCGACAAGGAAAGAAGGGUUGCAACUCUGGCCUUUCCAGCGCAUGCCAAAAAUGGAGCGUUGGUCCUCGCCUACUGGACGCGUUAUUAUCACUGGUGAUGCUGCUCACGCAAUGCCGCCAUCCUCAGGACAGGGUGUCAAUCAAGCAUUCGAAGACGGCUAUACAUUGGCUCUCGUACUUAGCUCCCUGCCGCCAAAAAUGAAGUUGAUCGAGGUACUCGAUUACUGGCAUCGUCUACGCCAGGUCCGCAUCGACGCAAUUCUCGACAUGGCAUACGAAACAGACAUUAUGCGGCUCCCCAAAGAUGAGAGAGAAGUCUUUGAGCAGAAAUGGGGUCUCAAUGGUGACAGGAAACUGCAGCCUCGGGAGGACUACUUGAAAUGGCUUUUUGCUCCUGGCACGGAAGAUGAUAUUACUGCUUGGAUGACUGCUCACUCCUAG
Molecule: messenger RNA, 1257 nt
Organism: Paecilomyces variotii
Lineage: Eukaryota; Fungi; Ascomycota; Eurotiomycetes; Eurotiales; Thermoascaceae
Exons: 2
Coding region: 1-1257 (418 amino acids)
Molecular function (GO): FAD binding; monooxygenase activity
Source: RefSeq, a predicted model, not a curated record